Messenger RNA from Mesorhabditis spiculigera, 7947 nucleotides. NCBI's taxonomy places the organism in Eukaryota, Metazoa, Nematoda, Chromadorea, Rhabditida, Rhabditidae. The record is from the annotation of a GenBank genome assembly.
AUGUUCAGCUUCGACGAGGCGGUGAAAUUCUUGGACUUUGACGAGUAUCCAGUCAGGAAUGGGCACGAGUGGAAUGAUAGGGUUAAGGAAGCGGAAGCGUGGAUGGCAGCCCGGCGUGAAGCUCUAGCGGAAGUAGUAGCUGAAGGGAGAAGGCUGGCCGAUACGGGCAGAAUGGAGCUCGAGACGCACAGGGCCAUUGAACAGCUCGACAACGUCAUCGAUGUCGCUAAUGAGUUCGAAGCGGAAAUCGAGCGAAAUCGUGGUGAGGUCGACCUCGCUGUAGAAAAACGCGAUGGACUGGAGAAAGACAUCCGAGCCAUGGUUGACGUCAUCCACAGUCUAGCCCAAAGAAACCUGCAAGAGCCCGAGAUUGUCCAAGCGACGCGUCGAGAUCUCUCAUCGAGAGAUCCACAGCUGUGCUCUCUCUCGAGGAGAGCUGCCGAGCUACACGCAUCGUUACCUGGAAGAUCCUCGGCUUCUCGCGAUGCAUCGCUGGAUGAGCUGAAUCAACUUCUCGGCCAACUCGAAGCCGGGCUGGCAGGAUCGGCUUCACGCAGCGAAACAAGAGAACCAGGCCCCUCACAACCAUCGCCAGAUAGAACCUCGAGGAGUAGUGUUGGAGGGGAGCUAGCGAUGGAGGUGAUGUGCACGGACCAGGGCACAACCACCGAAGAAGAGAAGUCCAAGGCUGAAGCUCAGGAAGAGCCGAAACACCGUCAACAAUCAUCCGUCGACAUCCCGAUCCACUUUGAGCCCGAGCAGCCGCAACGUCUCGGCCAGAUGAACAUUGAAGUAGAAGAGGAACAGGCGAGUACAGUAGCACACUUUGCAUCUAUUGCACAACACCAUAAUACACCUAAUGACGGUUGUAGCCACGGGUCUAUCCCCGUUGGGAUAUGCACUAAUGAGAUAGUUAACCUUCAGAAGGGUGGAGACGUCGUGGCAACGUCGUCUGCAAUUCAGACUUCAAAAACUUCUGAAGAAGAAGCUCGGCAAGCCGUGACGUCAUCAGAUUUUAAGCCAGAAGAUAGAUAUGAAGCUCAGACCGCUUCAAAUGUGAAGCAACCGGAAGAUCAUGCUCCUGAAGCUUCUGAAGCCAAGUUGGAAAGGACGUCAUCUGAAGCCAAGGCUCUAGACGAUGACGGAGCCAAGACGAUUUCCAGAGUGACAGCACCUGCAACGAAGCUGGAGCCCGAAUCUCAUGCUCCUGAAGCUUCAGAAUCGGCUGCUAAGUUGGAAAGGACGCCUCCUGAAAAGAAGCUGGAGCUUGAACCUCGGGCUCCAAAACCCGAGGAGCAAGACGCUCUAGCCCGAGCUCCAGUAGUGGAAGCGGUGCCAGUUAUGCGUUUCUCGGAAAACCAAGAAGGCCUAGCUCAUGCUCCUGAAGCUCCAGAAUCCGAAGCUAAGCUGAAAAGGAUGUCCUCUGAAGCCAAGCCCGAAGCCGAAGCCCAAGCUUCUCCACAUCCUGAAUCCGUAAUCACGUCAGCUGGGCCCAAGCCGCAAGCCGAAGCUCAAAAACCUGUCGAAGCCCCAGAACCAAAGCCCGAAUCGUCGCCGAUCCGACAUUACGCUGUGAAGUCGGUGUUGGAGCAGGUGUUGGACAAUGUACGAUCACAAAGCUCGUCACCGGAUACGGCUUCAGUUGAGCUGAACUUCCCCAGUUCGUCGGAAGGAGAAUUUGGAAGCUCCAGUGAGGAAGAAGGUGAACAGGCAAAAGAAGACGUUGAGAAGGCGACGGAAGCUCACGAUGUCGAAGCUGUUCAAGCAGAUGAUGCUCAUGAGCCUGCUCAAGUCGCAGUUGAGCCUGAAAGUCUGCAACAUAAAGAAGAACCACCGCAACUUCAGCAAGCGGCUCAGCCAGUAGGUGAAGCCGAACUCCCCGAAGUCGGCGCCGCAGAAGGGGUGCCUCGGCCUCAAAAAGCAGCCGGGCUUGGAAUCGUAGCCACCAAGCCGGUAGAUAAAGUUUUAUUUCCUGAAGUCGCUGCUCCACAUAAACCUCCACCUGUGGAUGAAGCUAUAAAACCAGUAGGUGUAUCUGGACUCCCUGAAGUCAGCGCUCCAGAGCUGCUUCAACUUGAGGCCAAAGCCCCGGAAGCCCAAUUAAUCCUGACCGACGUCAGACCGGUUGAACUUGGCGCUGAGCUCGUCCUCAGGACCCCAUCUCCAAGACCGGAAACACCGCUAGAGGGGGUGCUGGAGAAGGUCAAGGAUUCUCUUGAUGUGUCGGCUAUUAUUGAGACCGUACUGCUCGAGUUGGAGCAGGUGCCGAAGGCCGUAAAGGUUGAGCACGAGGAAAGAGCUGUAGGAGCUGAACCGACACCGGAAGAAGCCGGAAGGGUUCCGGUAGUCGUAGAAGACGUAAAAACCAAGCCAUAUCCGGACGAAUCCGGCGAAAAAGCGGGUACAGUAGGAGUUUCCGACAAGGUGCAGGAAAUUCUGGAAAGAUCCGAUUUACAAAAGCCAGUUCCGGAAGUUCAGAAAGCUGUUGUGAAGCGAGAAGCGGAAACGUCUCCAGGAACCGAAAUUCCGGAACAAUCCACCGUACAAACGGUAAGUUCAAGAAUUCCGGAAGAAUCCGCUCCUAAAGCGGCCAUUCCGAAAGAGGUAGCAUACCGGAAAGAAACGGAAUCAAACUCAGAAAUUCAAGCAAUUCCGGAACAAUCCGACAUGCACCCAAAAACCACAAAAAUCCCGGUUGAAAUCGCUGAAGAACCGGCCAUUCCUGAAGAGCAACCAGACCGGAAAAAGCCCGAAAUUCCGAUGCACUCCUCCGUACACUCAAAUCCAGAAGCCGACACCUCAAAUAUCCCGAAAGACUCAUUCUCCGGAGAUGAAUCAACCUUGAGCAUCAUCAACUAUGAGGACAACCUCGUUCCCGUUGAACCGGAAAUGGCCAAUAUUGAGGCUACCGUAGCCCCGAAACAAAAGACGGAAGCGGAUACGGUAGCCCUGGCAAUAGCCCCACUACAGCACGCACCUAUUGACGAACCGGGGAUACCGUAUCCGGUGUAUAAUUUGGAGGAGGAGGACGGGAGGAGUUUGGACUCGUACUCUGAGCCUUUAUCGAAAUAUGAGACUCCGCCAGAGACUUUGAGGGAUGCGACACCGUCUAGUGAUGAGAUGAGCGAUGUCACUCCGAAGCCGUUGGCUGGGACAGACUCCCGUGAGGUGACACCAGUAGAAAAGGGUCAAAGAGAACCGAGUGGGUCGCGGGUGGAAGAGGCGAUCAUCCCAAAAUCCAUCAAAUCCUACGAAAAGACCCCGCCACGACAUCAACCUUCUUCUUCCAAAAAUCGACCCGACAUGGAUGAGGUCUACGAAAUCCUCGACAACAUUGAAGAUGGACUAUCGUUUGAAGAGGAAUAUCCACUCGAAAAUGUUGAGAGAGAUGAGAGACAUUAUAAGGAGAUGCACAAACAAUUGGAUGAAGCUGCAAAGGCACUGGAGGCGAAUCUCAUGGAAAUGAAUAUGAUGCAGGCGGAUCACACCCGAGAUCGUAUCGAAACCCUGCGGAAAGAUGUAGAUGAACGCAAGAGGAAAGGCCAUGAUGAGAAGAGAGAAUGGAUCGAUUUUUCGAAGACCCUACAAGAAGCUGAAAGGCUCUACCUAAAGGGGAUGAGACUAACCGACGACUGGACAAAGAAGGGAUUGAAAGACAGAGAGAACCCGAAGGCCAAGGAGAUGUUGGAUCGGAUAGCCAGGACGGCAAACCGUGCGGAGACAGCAGUGUGUGAUGUGGUGCGUCGUGCUGGAGGAUCCGAAAAACGACUCGCCGAACUCGCUGAUCAUCGCCAGACCCUGAGCCAACUUGAGCAGGGCAAAGACCGCCUCGUCCUGAUGCAUACUGUAGAGAUGCAUGUCAAACACGACGUCCGAAGGCUCGUCUCACAGGCCGCACAACGCAUCGCUGAUAUUCGCUCCGAUAUCGCGGAUCGAUCACGAUCAUUAGACGAAAUGAGACUCCGAGCAGAGGAAAUGUGGCGAGAAGUGGAUCGAGUGGAAGAAAUGGCAAAAGAAAUCGAGAGAAGGGUCGAAGCUGCGAGGGAUGCUGUUAUUUAUACACCAUCGAGGGAUACGGCUAUGGCUGUUAAGAGCGACGCCGCAGACCUUCGAAUGGCGGCCAGCAAACUCGAGAAAAUCCUGGCAAAUGCCGAGAAGGACAAACCCGUCAUUCCCGAAAAGCAGAAAAAGAAAAUCACGGCCGUAAUCUCGAUCUCCCGAAACGCGGCCGCCUCCGCCGAUUCAUUGGUGUUGCGUGAUAGUUCUGCCACCCAAGAAUCCUCGGAAAUGAGUCUCUCCACAGUCAUCGAAGUUUCCGAGCGCUCCGAGUUGACGCCGGUGCCGAGGAGGACAGCUAGUGCUCUGUCUGCGGAAGGUACUCUAGAGCCGUCGGAUCGUGUCGAAUCUGUCCAUGAUGAGGUACACACUUCAGAUGAAGAGAGUACAGAACCACGCACAAGAUCUUCCAUUAAUGGACCGCCGCUGCCGGAUCAUAUUAGGGACCAGAUUAAUACAUUACAGAACGUCUGGGAGGAGCUACGUCAACGCCAACUUGAGCCAAUCCAUAUCUCGGACACCGCAGCCACUCCUAGAGUCAAAUCUAGAGCCAACGAUCUGUGCCAAGCAGUGGAAAGAGUGGCUGUAGCUGCUCAAAAACGAAAGGGACAACUUCAGAGGGCUGCCGACAUGGCCAAGACGUUCGAUCAACACAGAGAGGAUGUUGAUCUGUGGAUGGGGGCUGCGGAGGAGGAUAUUGGAGAUCGAGCCCCGAUGGAAACAAAUGAAGAAAUGGUCCGGGCUGAACUUGCCCGAGUUGAGGCCAUCCUAGAGGCAAUGCCCGAGCAUCGGCAGCAUAUGCACGAAUUGAAUGUGAAGGGAAAUUCCCUUCUUGAUGAAUAUCCCCGUGAUGAGGCGCAUAAUCUCUCUCAUCUGCUCUCCCGUAUGAAUAUGCGAUGGACACAAUUCAACGAUAACGUCCGUAUCCGCCGCGCAGCCCUGGAGGCCUCCCUGCGGUCCCGCAGCGAUUUCCACUCGGCAUUGGCUGAGGUUGAGGAAUGGCUGCAGAGAGUGACGCAUAGUCUACAGAAAUUGGAUCGGAAGACGGGGAAUACGCAGUCGUUGAAGGAUACGCAGAGGAGAAGAGAGUGGAUGCAGGCGGAAAAGAAUCUUGGCCACGAAAUCGAUGCCCACGUUGAAGUGGUACGAUCGGUAGAUGAGAUGGGCAAGAAAAUACUUGGCGGGCUUGAUGCCGGCAAGGAUAAGCAGACGAUGGAGGAGCGCCUAAACGACCUGCAGCAGCAUUGGCAAGGCGUACAGCAGCUGCAGACGGCAAUUAAAAAACGACUAGCCGACGCGGAAGAGGAGUGGGAGAAGCUGACGAAAAGCCUCGCCGAGCUCAUCCACUGGACCGAGAACAAGAGCAAGCAGUUGCUCGCCCAACAACCCGUGGGCGGCUCGCUGUCGUCGGUUCUCGCCCAGGGGGCAUUUGUCAAAGGAGUCGAGAGAGAAAUCGAAGCAAAAAGCGGGCUUGUCAAGGAGGUUGUCGGUUCAGCCCAUUCCUAUUUGAUGCAACACGAUCUCCGCCCAAGAAUGUACAAACCUGGCGUGUUAGAAGAUGGGGGCGAACAUCUUGGAGACGAAAAAGACAUGGAAGAGCGGCGAUAUGGCCUUCAAAUCCACGCCGACUGCGAGCGGCUAAAGGAGAAAUGGGCCGAGCUGGGCGGGCAGAACACCGACUGGGGCAAGGUGGUCGCCGGCGCCGCUCAACGGCUGCAAGAACUCGAACGGGCGCUAGCUGAAUGUCAGCUACAUCUCAGUUCUGUGGAGCAAGAGCUCGAAACGGCACAAACCGUCGAGAAUCUGAGGUUGGAAGAGUUGAAGAAGGCGCGUGCCGAAGUCGAGGGAAUGUCGGACAGGGUUGAUCAGCUACGCGUCCACCUCGAUGAUGCGAACGACGCAUGCGGGCGAAUCCUGGCCGCAGAUAUGCCCCUCGACGCGCACCCGAAAAAUCAGCUGGACGCGGUCAAUCAGAGAUUCGGCGCCGUGAAGGCGUCAGUCCGUGUGCGCGCUGCCGCGCUGCGAAACGCUCUGAGCGAUUUCGGGCCCUCAUCCGAGCAUUUCCUGAACCAUUCCGUGACACUACCCUGGCAACGGGCCAUCAGCAAGACCAACCAACUACCGUAUUACAUCGAUCACAACACCGAACACACCCAAUGGGAACAUCCGGUGUGGGUGGAGAUGGCCAAGGAGCUCAACUCGUUCAACCGGGUCAAAUUUAUCGCGUAUCGCUGUGCGAUGAAGCUGCGUGCCCUUCAGAAGCGUCUAUGCCUGGAUUUGGUGUCCAUGCAAAUGUUGGAAAAGGCAUUCGCCCGUCUCGAGGGUCUCUCCAACGAGGAAUGCCCGCAACUCGAGGGUAUGGUCUGCUCGCUGUUGCCCCUCUUCGAGACGCUUCACCAGCAACAUCCCGGUCUCGUCAAGUCAGUCGCGUUGGCCGUGGACUUGUGCAUCAACUUCCUGCUGAACCUGUUCGACCCGUCGCGUGAUGGUCUCCUUCGGGUGCUCUCCUUCAAGGUGGCCCUGAUCGUCUUCUGCAACGCCCCACUGGAGGACAAGUAUCGUGCACUCUUCGAACUGGUCGCACAAGAGGGCCAGGCGGAUCAGAAACACGUCGCCUUGUUGUUCUACGAUCUCAUCCAUAUCCCAAAGCUCGUCGGAGAAGCAGCAGCUUUUGGCGGGUCUAACGUCGAGCCCUCCGUGCGUUCAUGCUUCGAAACGGUGAAACUCACUUCGCAUAUCCAGUUACCUCCAUUCCUGGAAUGGCUCAAGAAAGAGCCACAAUCCAUCGUCUGGCUCCCCGUGAUGCAUCGACUGGCCACUGCCGAGUUUUCGAAACAUCAGGCGAAAUGCAACGUGUGCAAAAUGUUCCCAAUCGUGGGUCUCCGCUACCGCUGUCUGCACUGCUUCAACUUUGACAUUGUGCCGACGACAUCCGGUGAAGACGUGCGUGACUUCGCGCAUAUGCUGCGGAAUAAGCUGGGGAAACGGCGGAAAACCAUCGGAUAUUUGCCGGUUGAUGUGGGGGAAGAGGGCCGACCGCUAGCCACGGCUGCACCCGCCGCACACAACCCACACACGGCACCCGUUCACUCCAGAAUCGCCGCCUGCGCCCAGCGAAUUGCCCACCUCACACAGAACGAGGCCGCCGAGCCACGCGAAGAAAUGGUGACGUCGGAUGUGAAGAGCCCGUUGCAGCUCAUCUCGCAGGUGGACCAGAUGCAAAAGGACGAACUCGAUCAACUGUUACAACGGCUACAGCUCGAGAAUGUCGAGUUGAGGAGAGAGCUGGAGAAGAAGAAAGUGGCCGUACAAAGCACUCCGGAUCUCGACAGAUCUGGGUACGGUGCCGGCACAAUGCCAAGGCAUCGAGACGGAGGGCUUCGUGGCGGCACCCUGCCUCGACUUGGCACUCAAGCUGGCACUCACGGACGAUCUGUACCCUCACUUCACACCGCCAAAAGCACCAAUGACAUUGGGGUCGCCGAAGAAGCGAAAGCCCUCCGACUCCACAAGCAACGCCUCGAGCACCGAUCCCGGAUUCUAGAGCAGCAGAACACCCAGCUCGAGAUGCAGCUGCAGCGGCUGAAGAAAAUGAUUGAGCAGCAACGAGACUCGACCUCCCGAUUGCCGUCGAUGUCGGCCGAGCGAGACUGGGGUCAGACGCUCUCUUACAAUGGCGAUCGGUCUGACUACGCGGCACCGGUGAAUGGAAAUGGCCAUCUACACGGUCCGGCGUCGAAUGAUUGGGAAAGCGACGCAGAGAAUCAAGAUGCUACCGGGUUGGGCCGAGGGCCCGACCGGAUGCACUCUCUUCUAGCUACUGUUGAUGACCUCGGAAGAGCGAUGGAGUCCCUCGUUGUAUCCGUGGUCUGCGAAAGCGACAACGAGCGA